Molecule: messenger RNA, 887 nt
Organism: Zophobas morio
Lineage: Eukaryota; Metazoa; Arthropoda; Insecta; Coleoptera; Tenebrionidae
Product: very long chain fatty acid elongase 4-like
Exons: 2
Coding region: 38-814 (258 amino acids)
Biological process (GO): very long-chain fatty acid biosynthetic process; sphingolipid biosynthetic process; fatty acid elongation, saturated fatty acid
Cellular component (GO): endoplasmic reticulum membrane
Molecular function (GO): fatty acid elongase activity
Source: RefSeq, a predicted model, not a curated record
UUGAAAAAUAUUCAGUAUUAAGUGUAACUUCGCUAAAAUGACUACUUUCAUAACUGAAAACUACCACUACCUCUUGGACACCGUUGGUGACCCUCGAGUCAAAGAUUGGUCCGGCGUAACUAGUCCCACCUUGGCCGUCAACAUAAUCGUCCUCUACCUUCUCUCCAUCUACGUCUUCCUGCCCGCUCAUAUGAAAAACCGGGAGCCUUACAACCUCAAGAUCUUCCUCUACUUCUACAACAUCUUCCAAAUCGUCUACUGUCUAGCACUCAUCUAUGGUAUAGUAUCUUCCGGUGUAUCUUUAUUCUGCCAACCCAUAGAUUACUCCACCAACAAGCAAGCCAUGCGAACUCUAACCUGCCUCUACUACACUUAUAUCCUCAAAGGUAUCGAACUGACCGAAACUGUCGUCUUCGUUCUUCGCAAAAAAUACAACCAAGUUUCGUCGCUCCACGUGUACCAUCAUGUUUCGACUUUUGCUUUAAGCUGGAUCAUGGUCAAGUUUGUGGGAGGUGGAAUGGUCGCUUUUCCGGUGGCAGUUAAUAGUGGUGUUCAUGCCCUUAUGUACUUGUACUAUUUUUUGGCAAGUUUGGGAGAAGAGUGGCAGAAGAAGCUGGAGAAUUGGAAGCGCAGAUUGACCAUCUUCCAGAUGAUCCAGUUUUGUGUGCUGAUCGUGCAUUCGCUGCAGUCGCUGCAUCCAGAGUGUCAUGUACCGAAGCAGCUUCUGGCGAUUUAUCUUCCGGAUGUGAUUGUGGUGUUCUACAUGUUUUGGGAGUUCUACCAGAAGAAUUAUAGUGAGCAGAAGAGGGACUGAGUGAUUAUGUAUUGUGAAUUUGUAAAUAUACGAGUAUGUUUAAAAAAAAAUUGGCCGAAGGUUAUUUCGACAG